This is a messenger RNA of Fibroporia radiculosa, 441 nucleotides long. RefSeq lists its product as uncharacterized. The transcript has 4 exons. Gene Ontology annotation, molecular function: RNA binding. Lineage: Eukaryota; Fungi; Basidiomycota; Agaricomycetes; Polyporales; Fibroporiaceae. The record is from RefSeq and is a predicted model, not a curated record. Bases 1 to 441 code for a protein of 146 amino acids.
AUGUCAGCGAAAGUAUACGUUGGUAACCUGAGUUGGAACACCAACGAUGACUCGCUUCACCAGGCGUUCUCUCAGUUCGGAACGGUUACAGAUGUGCGCGAUCCUGUCAAAGGAUCCCCCCCAUCAUUGCACAACGAUGGGUCGAGAUUCGUUGUUCAUUCUAUCGUCAUGAAAGACCGUGAAACAGGUCGCUCGCGUGGCUUUGGCUUCGUCACAUUCAAUAGCGUAGAUGAGGCUAAUGCCGCCAUUAAUGGCCUGCAUGAGCAAGACCUCGACGGCAGACGUCUCAAAGUCAACAUGGCAAAUGCUAGACCCAGUGGUGGAGGCGGAGGCUAUGGCGGUGGAGGUGGAGGUUACGGUGGUGGAGGCGGAGGCUACAGUGGUGGAGGUGGUUAUGGUGGAGGUGGUUACAACAGCGGUGGCGGUGGCGGAGGCUGGUGA